Messenger RNA from Pseudocercospora fijiensis CIRAD86, 768 nucleotides. RefSeq lists its product as uncharacterized. Bases 1 to 768 code for a protein of 255 amino acids. The transcript has a single exon. The record is from RefSeq and is a predicted model, not a curated record. Lineage: Eukaryota; Fungi; Ascomycota; Dothideomycetes; Mycosphaerellales; Mycosphaerellaceae.
AUGUUGGUCCCAUCUCGACAAGAAUUGCCACGGCCCGAAGAGCGUGGCGAUCUUGCCGAACUUGAAGAGAAGGCCGAGCAAUUCAGAAGGCGCCAACAAGUGAAGUCUGCUAUGACGGCUUUCACUGAGGCGCCUGAAUCGCACCACCACCGCCAACUCGAACUCGCUGCCAAGGCCUACGACAGACGGAAACUGGGACGGGAUGCUUUUCUCGUCCUCAAGUCUACCAUGGCGCAGAGGCGGCAGCAAAGCGAGAAGGCGGAGGCCUAUAACCGCCGACAACUUCUGAAGUAUCCAUUCGACCGGAUGGUUCAGAGGACGGCACAAGGGCUUGUCAAACAGGUCCAGGGAGAUGUGAAAGGGCGGCGGAUCGAGGCUUGGGUAGACGACGUCGCACGUUCGACAGGUCACUACCCAGUGAAGCCGUCCGCAGCUCUAACUCAGCCUCCACUCGACGAUCCAGCGAAGCUCGAGGAAUUCGGCAGAAUGAUCUCGAACGACAUGGAAGAGUGGAGCGCCAAGUUAAAUUACUACAAGACUCACCGCGUACCGGGAGGCACGAUUGUGCGGACAAGAGCGGAAUUGGAAGCCGUUCUCGAAGUACAAAACGUGAAGGCACACGCCUUGCGCAACCCGCCACAGCCCAAGCAUAUCGAGUUUGGGCUGGCAAUCGAGGAGACAAUGCAGAGCAUUCACGAAAGAGUCAGAGGCCUUGCUAGCCGGGCUUGGGAUGCAGUUUCUGCGACAAUUUCUGGUCUUUGGCGAUAA